AUGGCGACCUCUGUGCAAACACCCACGAACGCCGACCAGCAGGUCGACCUCUCCACCAUUCCCAUCUCCCCCGAUGGUGGUGAAAAGUCCGAGAUCAAGGAGACCGACGCCGAGAAGCCCGUUACCGUCUUCCACGACAAGGAGAACUUCAAUGUCAAGCACCCUUUGCAGAACAAGUGGACUCUCUGGUUCACCAAGCCCCCCAGUGGCAAGGGUGAUAACUGGAACGACCUCCUGAAGGAGGUUAUCACUUUCAACUCUGUUGAGGAGUUCUGGGGCGUAUAUAACAACAUCGCUCCUGUCUCCGAACUGGCGCUCAAGUCCGACUACCACCUCUUCAAGGCUGGCGUUCGCCCCGAGUGGGAGGAUGCCCAGAACAAGCAUGGUGGCAAGUGGUCCUACCAGUUCAAGGAGAAGCGCAGCGUCCCCAUUGAUGACCUCUGGCUCCACGUCAUGUUGGCCGCUAUCGGCGAAACUCUCGAGGGCGAGGAUGACGGAGAAGUCAUGGGCGUCGUUGUCAACGUUCGCAAGGCUUUCUUCCGUAUUGGUGUCUGGACUCGUACCAUCGGAAAGAGCAUUCCUGGUCGUGGUGACGGUGAUGUGGCUGGUGGCAAGGGCCGCUCUCAGGAUAAGGGCCGUGACAUUCUUUUGAACAUCGGCAAGCGCUUCAAGGACAUCCUGAACCUACCGCCCAAUGAGGUCGUCGAGUUCUCUGGCCACACCGACAGUGCGCACAGUGGAAGUAGCCGUGCGAAGGCCAAGCACACCGUCUAA
Messenger RNA from Colletotrichum navitas, 774 nucleotides. RefSeq names its product eukaryotic initiation factor 4E. Gene Ontology annotation, cellular component: cytoplasm; eukaryotic translation initiation factor 4F complex. The transcript is spliced from 3 exons. The record is from RefSeq and is a predicted model, not a curated record. Lineage: Eukaryota; Fungi; Ascomycota; Sordariomycetes; Glomerellales; Glomerellaceae. Gene Ontology annotation, biological process: translational initiation. Gene Ontology annotation, molecular function: RNA 7-methylguanosine cap binding; translation initiation factor activity. The coding region runs from base 1 to 774 and encodes 257 amino acids.